Molecule: messenger RNA, 4906 nt
Organism: Petromyzon marinus (sea lamprey)
Lineage: Eukaryota; Metazoa; Chordata; Hyperoartia; Petromyzontiformes; Petromyzontidae
Product: GDNF family receptor alpha-4-like
Biological process (GO): nervous system development
Cellular component (GO): signaling receptor complex; external side of plasma membrane
Molecular function (GO): signaling receptor activity
Source: RefSeq, a predicted model, not a curated record
ACACGCCCCCACGCCUCGGGCACUGCAGCCGAAGCGAGACGGACUCAACCCAAAGCCAAUCCGGCACCGCACGGGCACAGUGACGGCUCUUUGUUGGAAACUCUCUGCGUGGCGCACGGCGCGUCUGCUCGUAAAGGGAAAACAACGAUAAUAAGGCGUGCUCUCUGUUAUUUAACCCCGAGUUUUGUUUUAAUUUGAUAGCUUGCUUACAGAGGCGACGCGGGAUUGUAAACUGAAAAUGCGCACACGCUGGGCGCUGUUAAUUCCUCUCGCUCUCUCUCUCUUCGGAUGGCUCAACUUUGCUGUCCUUAAUUCACGCAAUUAAUGCGCUUCCUUACACACACCAUCGCGUAAUGAUGGAGCGUGUGUUCACGCGCCGGGUGGCUAUGUGCGUUUUUUUUAUUUUUAGGAGCUAAUAAUUGGCCCGCGUGUUACGUGCGCCUGUCCUACAGAGUGCCCAGGGACGAACGUGUGUGAGCGAGCUCGGGAAAUCUUUUUUUUUAAUUCCCUUUAUCUUUUCAUUCUACAACCGCGACUUCUUCGGGCGACGGAUAACGUGGAGCUGCUGAGCGCAGCGCCGGGGACUGGCGCUGUAACAACAGCAGCAGUGAGCCCGCACUCGCCGCUUUGCGCAUAGCGCCUGCUACUGCUGCUGCCGCUACUGCUGCCUGCGUCUGUUGUGACGGAGCGAGAGGGGAGUGGAGGAGGAGCAGGAGGUGGUGUGGGGAGGCAAACCCCGAAACCGUCAAGCUCCUCAUUGAUCCGCGGACCCCAACACUGACGGGUGCUGAAAGCGCGUUUCCUCUCUCCGCCCUCUCUCUCUCUCUCCCUCUCCGUACUCUCUUCCAUCUCUCAUUGCCUCUUGUCUGUCUCUCCUGGAUCUCUCGGCAGAAGAGCGCAAUUCGUGGUUCAUGCGCGCUCUUCUGGCCGCGCCGAAUGCGUCAUUAGAACACGGCGCAAAGUGUAAGGAGCAGGGCAGCAAGACAAACACAACAGCGCCAGCAGCAGCAGCAGCCGCACACAAGUGAGAACGGGGGUAAAGUGACAGAGAAAGAGAGAGAGGAGAGAGAGAGUGAUAAAGGAGGAACGUUAAGCCCCCGUUGAAGGAAGACGAGAAUCGCAGGGAAGGGAGAGUCGCCGGACGCAUCGCGCGUCGGAGAGGCUGGAGGAGCGCGGAGGGGGCCCCCAAACGGACCAUGGACGGCUGCAGGCGCAGCGUCAGCCCAGCACUGAGUUGCGUCCUCGCUGUGCUCCUCGCCGUUCACCACAGCGCUGGAAUUAACGAAAAGGGGCCGACGUCCAUUUGCAGCCACUAAAAUUACUUUGAGCUCUUCGCAAAACUGGGACCUGACCGUGAGCGCGCCUUCUCAGCUGCCUCCUCCUCCUCCUCCACCUGCGAGAAGAUGGAUUUCAUUUGCGCCAUCGCCAUAGUCGUGCUCGGAGCCACUCUUCCUCUGGCAGACAGCUACUUCGCCGCGUCUGGCUCUGCCGCGACCGCCUGGAGAGCAUCUGGCGGCGGCGGCGUCGGCGGCGUCGGGGCCGCGGCGGUGAAGACCGCCGCGGGGGCCCUGCCCGCCCUGCGCGGGGCCAGCCACGCCGCGGCCUCGGCGGUCCACACGACCCCUCGGGUCGACUGCGUCAAGGGCAACGAGCUGUGCACCGCCGACCUCAAGUGCAGCAGCACGCUGCGCACGCUGCGACAGUGCCUGGCGGGCAGCGGCGAGAUGCUGCUGGGUCCCGACGCGCGCAACGAGUGCGUGAGCGCGGCCGAGGCGCUGCAAGCGGGGCCCCUCUCCGAUUGCCGCUGCCGCCGUGGGAUGAAGAAAGAGAAGCACUGCCUGCGCAUCUACUGGAGCAUCCAUCAGGGAUUCGUGCAAGGUGAUCACAUCUACGGAAGCUCCCCUUACGAGCCCGUCACGUACCGGCUGCAGGCACUCGCGGCAGGGCCCCCGGCCGUCCCGACGUCGGGCAACGCGUGCCUGGCGGCGGCCAAAGCGUGCAACCUGGAGGAGGCGUGCUCGCGCUUCAAGAACGAGUACGUGAAGACGUGCACCCCCAAGGGGGACGUAUGCCGCCGGCGCGAGUGCCACCAGGCCCUGCGGCAGUUCUUCGAGCGCGUGCCGGCCAACUCGACGCACGGGAUGCUCUUCUGCCCGUGCGCCGAGUUCGCGUGCACCGAGCGACGGCGGAAGACCAUCGUGCCCGCGUGCUCCUACGAGGAGCCCGAACGGGCCAACUGCCUGAGCCUCAACAACAAGUGCAAAAGCAACUACAUAUGCAGGUCAAGGCUGGCAGACUUCAUCAUCAACUGCAGCCCCUCCAAAAAGUCCAUCAGCGGAUGCUACAACGAGAAUUACGCCUCCUGUCUGCUCUCCUACACCGGACUCAUUGGCACCGUGAUGACGCCCAACUACGUGGACACGCAGAGCGCCGCCGCCGUGUCCCCAUGGUGCUCGUGCGGCAGCAGCGGCAACGACCGCGAGGAGUGCGACAGGCUGCUCAAACUCUUCACCGACAACCCUUGCCUGAGGAACGCCAUGCAGGCGUUCAGCAACGGCAGCGAGGUGUGGGCCCAGCGCGGGAUGGCAGCCGCCACGGCCUCUGUGCUCUCUCCGCCCGAGCUGCCGCGAGGUCGCGACCCCCCGCAGGUGCAGGGCAAGCCCUACGUGGCCGCCGUCGACAGCGACGAAAGCGCAGACGACGCCGACAGCAUCUUUGCGACCGUCGGGAACUCCAUGGUGCGUGGCGGAGAGUCUCGCGAGUCGGCAGGCUCCCAGGGGUCGCGCGGGAGCGCCGACCAGAAGCAGCAGUCUCAGUCGGCACAAGCGACGUCCCCGCAGGGAGGGAGCGCGCCCCAGGGCCCCCGCGGCAGCCCUCCUCACCUGCUCCUCCUGCUGCUGCCGCUGCUCCUCACCUCCUCUCCGCUGCUGCCCUGCGCCUGAUCGACGGAGCCUCCGCGCGGAAGGGGAACGCCGCGCGUGCGUGCGGGCGUGCGUGCGGGCGUGCGGGCGGGCGGGCGGGCGGGCUGGCUGGCCGUCGCGCCAAAACUCGCUUCCCCCCCUCCACGCCGCCACCGCCACGUUCAAAAUAAUCACGCCAAUGUGUUCGCGAGGGAACGCCGGAAGAUGGGAUGGAGGCGAGUUGCGCGGCGAAAGGAACAAGGAUUUUUUUUUUCCAAGGAGGAAGAGGAGGAGGAGGAGGAUGAAGAAGAGGGAAAGUUAACUCGAGUCAAACUGUUGUUGACAUCGAAGCGGUGUUUUUUUGGAAAAGGACAAAAAAAUGGAAAGGCAAGCGGCAAAAAAUGCUCGCCGACUUUUGAAGGUUGGGGGGGGGGGGCUGUUUGAAGAAGGAAAAAUGAAGAGGAAAAUCAUCAAAAGCUGACUCGUGUUGGGAAUCGCUUUGCUGUCACUUGACCGAAAUGGAUUUAAGAUGUUGGGACUCCUAACAGGACGUGCCAGGUUCAAAUCUUCUUUUUCUCUAAUCCCAAAGUUGUUGGGGGAGAAAAAAAUACGAUUAGUUUGAAGGUUGCAAAGUCCACAACGUAUGAUAUCUCCAGAUGCUUCGUUGGUGCACAUUGGCGGACACCAGAAUCACGUGACAGUCAUCCCCCCAACGCAUGGACCCAGUGACUUCAAGAAGGUCUUGAGUGAUACUCUGGGCCACAUUAUGAAUACAAUUCAAUGGUGACUGGAUGGGGUGGCCUAUAUCACAGUGGUUGCAGCUGUAUUACACCCAGCGUUCUCGACCACUCCGGCUGUGGUGCCAUCGAAAGCGGAGGCUGAGAAUCCACAAGUUUUUUUCUUUUUUAACAACAGAGGAAAACCAAGGAGGUGUGGUAACAUGGCAACACACACAGACACGCAGACUAGACAUUCUCUUCAAGUGUGUCGCAGGACAUUUUCAUUCUGGUUGCUCCUUCACCGUUCAUGUUUUAAACCUUUGGAACUUUAAAUGUAGGAAAUAUCCCAUGUGAAGGUUUUAUGUUAUUACAUGUCGCUAUUGUGUAUUCCUCCACAUUGCGUAGAUGGACAGGGUCACAGUGUGGAGGCUUAUAUAAAAUUAAUAAAGUAUAGAUCAAUUUGAAAAAAAAUACUGGGAUAAUUCCCAACGUAACACCUCUUGACUCUGGUCAUAUCGUAUUAGCAUCGAAAACGUAAUUUAAUAAUAAUAAAAAAAACAUUGCUAAUAUUACAUGCAUUAUGGAUGAGUGAAUCAUGGUAUAAUGGAAGGGCACAGUAUGUCACAGGGUGGUAACACCAACUACUUUACGAUGUGUUGAUUUUUGUCCGAAUGAGCUUAUCCAAUUCCCUGUUUAAGAGUAAAGUUUUAAAAGUGACCGACCUAAACCCCCUUGCUGUCAAAGCAAGCUCGUCAAGCCAGGCGGGUUCUUUCAGUAAAGUAAUUUUGACGCGAUUGAAAAUUGAAUCCACUGAUAUCCCGUUGGUGUGUACAAUAACUGCAUUCCUGUUUCAAGUUUUAUUUUGUCAUACAUAUGUGCUAUUUCCUGUAUGAAUGCAUAAAAUCUUAAGUCGAAAUAUGUAACAUCAUAAUUAUUUGAUAUCACAAAUGUUAAAGGUUGGGGGGGGGGGGGAAUGUAGAUUUAUUAAGUUUACUUUGCUUUAUGGUACAUAUUUUAAGCCUAACCAAAAAAAUAAUUUUAAAGUGGUAUUUAAUUUUCGUAGUGCUUCAUUUUCCCACAGUUGUUCGUCUCAAGCUUGAAAUCAUAAUAGAAUUUUGUUUUUGUUAUUUCAAAGACCAAUUUAUGUAAAAAUGAAAAUAAUCAGAAGACAAAAAAAACACAUUCUGUUGAUGUCUAUGUUUUAUGCUGGUGUCUUUUGUGAAAUCAGAAAGUAAAAUUCAAGAUCAGUCUACAACAGGAGUGAUUUUUUUUCCAUUCGCACGAUAA